AGGAAGUCCAACACUUCAGGACUUCUCAUGAAAGGCUUCAGACGUCACUUAUGAGAGGAGGCAGAGGAUCCUCGCCACCAGUGAGGAACGAAGCAGAGGCGACCGGGGGGGGAGAAGAGGAACUGGAGUGUGGGUGCUUAUAUGCGAGCGGGGUGAAGAGAGAGACCCUCUUCUCUGUGGGUCAGCCGAUGAGAGAAGAUGAAGAGCCAAAUCACCAACGCCCUCUCCGACUUCUUCUUUGAGUAUGAGACCCCGCGCCAGGUGCUGGUGAGGAACAGGAGGGUGGGAGUGGUGUGCCGUCUGAUCCAGCUGGGGGUCCUGGCUUACAUCAUCGGGUGGGUUUUCAUCUACGAGAAAGGCUACCAGUCCACGGACACAGCGGUGAGCUCCGUCUUCACCAAAAUGAAAGGUGUGGGCUACACCAAUGUGAACGGAAGCGAAAGAGUCUGGGACGUGGCCGACUACGUCUUCCCCCCGCAGGGAGACUCAUCCUUUGUGGUGAUGACAAACUACAUUAUAACUGAAGGGCAGAGUAUGGGAAAAUGUCCAGAGCUCAAAGGGAAGCACAACUGCAGCUCACAUGCCGACUGUGAAGGAGGGAGUUUCAAACGUACGGGACAUGGGGAAAUGACGGGAGUCUGUGUGAAUACGACAAAGACCUGCGAGGUGUUGGCCUGGUGUCCUGUGGAGGACGAUCACAACAUACCAGACCCUCCUCUGCUGAUGUCUGCAGAGAACUACACUCUGUUCAUCAAAAACUCUGUAACCUUCCCCUUAUUUAAAGUCACAAGGAGUAAUCUGGUGGAGGGUAUUGACGCCAAAUACAUCAGCAAAUGCCUCCACGAUCCAAAGGAAGCUCCACUGUGUCCAAUAUUCAGACUGGGAGACAUAGUUAAACAGUCUGGCUUUAAUUUUGAAACAAUAGCCCGAGAGGGAGGGGCCAUUGGCAUUGUGGUCGACUGGACAUGUAACUUUGAUGUGGAUGUAAAACACUGUAAACCGACGUACAACUUCCACGGUCUGUAUGGAAACCCAGCUGAGACAGACAAAGCCAGAGCAUCAGUGGGAUACAACUUCAGGUAUGCGAAGCAUUAUCUGGAGGACAAAGUUCAGAAAAGAACUCUUCUCAAAGUGUUUGGGAUUAGAAUCGAUAUCAUUGUGCAAUCACUGGCAAGAAAGUUUGACAUCAUCCCAACACUGACAGCUAUAGGCUCUGGAGUGGGCAUUUUUGGAGUGGCCACUGUAGUGUGUGACUUGGUGCUGCUGUAUUUGCUGCCAAAAAGAGAAUUUUACAAGAACAUGAAAUUCAAAUAUACAGAUACACAAGUACAGCCUGACAGCGAGUCGCUCGGUUUAGACACAAGUGUCUAUUACACCCUUGAAGCAAAUCCAAGACAAGUCCGAGGCACUGACCUGUCCAACGUGAGUGAUCCUGAUUCAGAGGCAGGUAGCAUAGAGACUGAAGUAUCUAAAAAGUGACCUGGGGACAAACUUUCAAGCCCAUGGCCCAUAGCCAUGCUGAUUUGAAGCUGUACUGCGCGGGAGCCCUGCAUUAGAUCCUGCAAGACAAGACAAGAAAACACACACACUGUAAAUGGGCUGAAAAGGGACCAGGCCUGGAAAGGACAGCGUCAAAUGACAUUGCUCUAUGUGCCCUCUAUUUCUUUUUUUGAUCUCCAGCAGCAUCUUCUACCACCAACGUCCUCCCACUCUUUAAAACCACCCCGAGUGACUGUGACUCUCGAUGGCGUAGCUCAGACGUAUGUGUACUCUUUUGGGUGUAGCUCGGUUUGCUUUUAGUUCGUGCACUCUGGGUGUAACCUCCACCUCUUAACUGUUUCCAUAUCUGUGCGGGUGAAAGAACAAUUUCUGGCCCUUGGGUGCUCUUGUGUGUACACAACUCAUCCGUAAGUCAUCCAUUACCUCUGUCACUGUCUUUGUCACAGCAAGAUAUACACACAUCACGUGUGGAUGUACCACUACUGUCGGAGUGAUUCAUCCCUUGUGUGCACCUUGUGAUCGACAACUGAGUUCAAUAAAAAAUGUACAGUGAUAUUCCUGCUUGUUCUUUUGUCUCACAGUGCGAGCAAAGAGGAACACAGACAAAAUAUCAAAAAGGAUUCAAAUUUUUUUAUUUUUUUUAUUGUCUGGUUAUGUGUAGGUGUACAAAAAGCAUGCAAAAAAUAGCUUCUUUAUAUAUAUUGGUACAUAUUUACAUUGUAACAACUGCAUUCCAUAGGGACGUGCCAUGCGUCUGUUUUUCAUAUGAGCGACUUAUGCAGGCGAGUGAGUACAUUCAGAGAAAUGCACAGGACGGCACGAGACUGACGUCCAGAAACACAGAGACAGCAGGCAUCUUCAACACACACGUCAGGACAGUCACAGAAGACACAGCAGCGGCUCCAGUCAUCCCUGACUUCGUAUUAUGUACAGACUCGCCUUCCCACAGUCCUCCACCCAUUUCCUCCUUUGGAUAUAAUAAUGACCUGAAAUCAUGAGAAAUUAGUCCUGUCACUCACUUCCUGUGCUGCAACUGGAAACCAUUAAUGUUUCUUCUGUGUUUCACUGCUGUAACUAAGCACAAAGCUGGAAAAGAUUUUGGAGUCUGCAACCUCUGCCAAAUCCACUAUGUUUAAUACACCUGUAUUCUGCAUUGAGAGCAAACAGAGAUGGAAAAUGAUGAGUUCUGGAGAGCAGCCAAAAUGUGUAAGUUUUAGGAUUCUCUACAAGGAUAACCUGUGCUGUUUCAAAACAAUCAUAUAUGUGACCACUAAUUUAUACCCAUUUAAAAUGAAUUAAUCAUGUGCUUGAAAUUUAGCAGGCUCAAUCAGCUGAUUGAAAGGGUGUGUGCAGAAGUCAACUGCAUCAAGUGUUCAAGAUGUAAACCUAUAAAAAACAAACAAAAAAAAAGUAAAACUUGUUCCAGGUUCAAUCAGAUAUGUUACUUUGAAAUUUAGUGAGGACUGGCAAAAAAAAAUUUAUGAAAUUCUUUUCUGGUUUUGUCUCUAGGUGGAAAUGGGCGUGGCCUAUACGGAUCUAUUGACAAAUGCUGGACUAAGUUCAGGAAUUACAAAUGAAAAAACAAAAAAUAAAUAAACAU
Seriola aureovittata is the source of this 3100-nucleotide messenger RNA. It is a transcript of the gene p2rx1, whose product is annotated as purinergic receptor P2X, ligand-gated ion channel, 1. Gene Ontology annotation, biological process: response to ATP; monoatomic cation transmembrane transport. The coding region runs from base 199 to 1479 and encodes 426 amino acids. Gene Ontology annotation, cellular component: nuclear inner membrane; plasma membrane. The record is from RefSeq and is a predicted model, not a curated record. Lineage: Eukaryota; Metazoa; Chordata; Actinopteri; Carangiformes; Carangidae. Gene Ontology annotation, molecular function: extracellularly ATP-gated monoatomic cation channel activity; ATP binding; purinergic nucleotide receptor activity. The transcript has 14 exons.